Messenger RNA from Pseudonaja textilis, 1749 nucleotides. RefSeq names its product PR/SET domain 6 (gene PRDM6). Gene Ontology annotation, molecular function: histone methyltransferase activity; protein binding. The record is from RefSeq and is a predicted model, not a curated record. Gene Ontology annotation, cellular component: nucleus. NCBI's taxonomy places the organism in Eukaryota, Metazoa, Chordata, Lepidosauria, Squamata, Elapidae. Gene Ontology annotation, biological process: regulation of gene expression.
AUGCUGAAGCCCGGUGACCCCGGCGGAUCAGCUUUCCUCAAGGUGGACCCGGCUUACCUCCAACACUGGCAGCAGCUUUUCCCGGCCAGCAGCCAACUGAAAGGCGGCGUGGGGCUGCUGGGCCAUCCCCUUCAGGCGCCCGAAAGAGUCGUCGACCCAACCUGCGACAACCUUCGGCAGCUCCCGGCCUCUCUCUCUUCGUCCACCUCCUCGUCCUCCUCUUCUUCCUCUUCCUCCUCCUCUUCUUCCACUCCUUCGUCCGCCCCAUCUUCGUGCGCCGUCGCCUCCCUGGCCAGCUUGACUUCGUUGCCGAUGGCGCAGAUCCCCGUCUUUGGGCCGAUCCAAAGCGCCGAUCCCGCGACGGGAGCCCCGCUCUCGCUCUUGCAGACCAAGGACUUGGGAGGGGGCGGCGGCGGCGGCGGCAGCCUGGCCAAGUGCAGCGAGAGGGGGGCGUCCAAGUUUCGCUGCACCGCCGAAGAACUGGACUAUUACCUCUACGGGCAACAGCGCAUGGAGAUCAUUCCCCUCAACCAGCACACCGCAGACCCCAACAAUCGGUGUGACAUGUGUGCCGAUAACAGAAAUGGAGAAUGUCCCAUGCAUGGACCUCUGCACUCUCUGCGCCGCCUGGUGGGAACUAGUAGUGCGGCAGCAGCAGUUCCUCCCCCUGAGAUUCCGGAAUGGCUUCGGGAUCUGCCACGAGAAGUAUGUCUGUGCACCAGCACUGUUCCUGGCUUGGCCUAUGGCAUCUGUGCAGCCCAGAGGAUUCAACAGGGAACAUGGAUUGGGCCUUUCCAGGGAGUUCUCCUUCUGCCAGAAAAGGUGCAAACAGGAGCGAGAAACACUCAGCAUCUCUGGGAAAUAUAUGACCAAGAUGGGACACUACAGCACUUUAUUGAUGGCGGGGAACCCAGUAAGUCAAGUUGGAUGAGAUAUAUUCGAUGUGCACGGCACUGUGGGGAACAAAAUUUAACUGUAGUCCAAUACAGAUCAAAUAUAUUCUACCGAGCUUGCAUGGAUAUUCCCAGAGGCACUGAAUUGUUGGUGUGGUAUAAUGAUAGCUACACAUCAUUCUUUGGAAUCCCUUUACAGUGCAUUGCACAGGAUGAGAACUUGAAUGUUCCUUCAACUGUUAUGGAAGCCAUGUCAAGACAAGACACCCUCCAGCCAUUCAGCAAAAGUAGCAAACCGCCCUCUGCCCCUCCACAACGAUCCAUAGUCUUUCCACAGACUCCAUGUAACAGGAAUUUCUCUCUUCUGGAUAAAUCAGGUUCUCUCGAAUCAGGAUUUAACCAGAUCAAUGUAAAAAACCAACGAGUCCUAGCGAGUCCCACAUCAACGAGUCAAUUAAAUUCUGAGUUUAGUGACUGGCAUCUUUGGAAAUGUGGGCAAUGCUUUAAGACUUUCACCCAGCGGAUCCUCUUGCAAAUGCAUGUUUGUACACAGAACCCUGACAGGCCCUAUCAGUGUGGACACUGCUCCCAAUCCUUCUCCCAACCUUCAGAGCUUCGGAAUCACGUAGUCACUCACUCCAGUGACAGACCUUUCAAGUGUGGCUAUUGCGGUCGUGCCUUUGCUGGUGCUACUACACUCAACAAUCAUAUCCGGACACAUACAGGGGAGAAACCAUUUAAGUGCGAAAGGUGUGAGAGGAGCUUCACCCAAGCCACCCAGCUGAGUCGACACCAGAGGAUGCCCAAUGAGUGCAAGCCAAUAACAGAGAGCACAGAAUCAAUUGAAGUGGAUUAA